ACAGGCGCCCGGAGCAGCAGGGCCGGAGAGGUUCUCAUUGGUGCCACCUGCCGAGACAGAGGGGCGUGCCUGGCCAUUCGGGGCUCCUCCCAGCGGCACUGUGACCACCAUGCGGGGCGGGGGUUGGGGGGCACUGAAGGCCACAGCCGUGAAGCACCAAGGCUGGGCGUGGGGCAGCCGAACCGCCAGAGGAGCGGCCUCCGCGAUGGAGAAGUUCAAGGCUGCGAUGCUGCUGGGGGCCGUGGGGGACGCGCUCGGACACAGACAUGCCCACAAGGACAACAGUGCCUCCAGAAAGAAGGUCCAGGAGGGGCUGCAGACAAGCGGGAGCCUGGACCAGCGGCCACUCUCCCCAGAGACAUGGCCAGUGAGUGACAACACCAUCAUGCACCUGACGACAGCCGGGGCCUUGACCACAGACUACUGGUGCCUGGACGACCUGUACCGGGAGAUGGUGAGGCGCUAUGUGGAGGUCCUCGAGAAGCUUCCAGAACACUGGGCGGACCCGGCCACCCUGGAAGGCUGCUCGCAGCUGAAGCCAGAUAACUACCUCCUUGCCUGGCACACGCCUUUCAACGAGAAAGGGUCAGGGUUCGGGGCCGCCACCAAAGCCAUGUGCGUCGGCAUGCGGUACUGGAAGCCAGAGCGCCUGGAGACACUGGUGGAAGUGAGCGUCGAGUGCGGCAGAAUGACACACAACCACCCCACAGGCUUCCUCGGGUCCCUGUGCACGGCCCUGUUUGCAUCGUACGCUGCCCAGGGCAAGCCGCUGGAGCAGUGGGGCAGGGACAUGGUGCGGACAGUCCCGCUGGCCGAGGAGUACUGUAAAAAGACCAUCCGGCACCUGGCAGAGUACCAGGAGCACUGGUUUUACUUUGAAGCUAAGUGGCAGUUUUACUUGGAGGAGAGAAAGAUCAGCGACGACUCGGGGAGCAAAGCCGUCUUCCCUGACCGCUAUGACGCAGAGGAGAGGGACAAGGCUUACCGGAAAUGGAGCUCAGAAGGCCGAGGGGGCCGGCGGGGCCACGAUGCUCCCAUGAUUGCCUACGACGCUCUCCUUGGAGCCGGGGACAGCUGGACCGAGCUCUGCCACCGGGCCAUGUGUCACGGAGGCGAGAGCGGGGCCACGGGGACCAUUGCGGGCUGCCUGUUCGGGCUGCUGCAUGGCCUGGACGGGGUUCCCGCGGACCUGUACGAGGACCUGGAGCACAGGGAGGAGCUGUUGCGCCUGGGCGAGGCCCUGUACCGCCUGUCCACGGAGGAGAAGUAAAGCCUCCCACCGCCGCCGUCGGGGCCCACGGCCCUCCUGGUGUGCGCCACGCCUCCCCGGCCAGAAUCACAUCUAACCCUCCCCUCCCCAGUGUCAGAACCCCACCUGCCGUCCCACGAGGAUGUUUGUCCUGCCCUCGCGCGGCCCCGGGACAUCAGUGGUCCCACGCCAGAGGCCCCAAGCCUCCCAGCGCGGCAGCACAAACAGCCUCGGGGACAGUCGGAGUGUCUCACUGGGUGCACCACUAAUGCUGCUGGCUCCCCGGUGCCGACCACACUAACCAGGACGGCUGCGCGCGGACCAAGCGCACGUCCCCGCCUGCUCCUGGCCUCGGCGCGGCAGCCGGAAGCACGCGCUUCACCUCCGCCGGCAUUUUUAAUCACACUAGAUCUUAGAUCUUAAAAAACCAACCCCUUUGGAACGAGUGCCUGAGAAAACCGGGAAAUAAAGGGUCCUCGUGUGUCCCUGCACCUCCUUCGGUGUGGUCUGCGGCUGUCACGUAGCCUGCUGGGCCUGGCCUGGGCCACCGCAGGCUCCACCGGGCUCGCUGCUCAGGACGUGGCCGGUCCCUGCCCGCGAGCGCAGAGAACGAGCGCACCUGCUCCGGCCGACAGGAGCGUCCCGCACCGUCUUUCGGAAGUAGCAUCUGGUGUGAAUAAAAGCCGGGGGCGUCUCGCGCUUAACAUGGCUUCGGCAGCUUGGCUGGGCCGGCCCGGCUGUGGCGGCGCUCUCUUCAGGGGGCUCCGGGGCCCGCGGGGUCACCCCUCGCUUCCCAGGAGGGCGCGAAGGCUUGGCGCAAGCUGGCAGGCGACGGACGCGGGAGGCGCUGGCGAGGAAGGUCUCCGAGUCACGGACUAACGCCCGCUGCCGCUGCCGCUGUUUUGUUUUUAUUUUCGGGGGGAAAGGCAGGAAGCCGCGUGCAGGGGGCCUCGCGGCCGGACCGCCGGGAGCGCAGGCCGUGGAGGUAAGCGG
Molecule: messenger RNA, 2242 nt
Organism: Mustela lutreola (European mink)
Lineage: Eukaryota; Metazoa; Chordata; Mammalia; Carnivora; Mustelidae
Product: inactive ADP-ribosyltransferase ARH2-like
Exons: 7
Coding region: 110-1270 (386 amino acids)
Biological process (GO): protein de-ADP-ribosylation
Molecular function (GO): magnesium ion binding; ADP-ribosylarginine-[protein] hydrolase activity
Source: RefSeq, a predicted model, not a curated record